Dovyalis caffra is the source of this 159-nucleotide messenger RNA. NCBI's taxonomy places the organism in Eukaryota, Viridiplantae, Streptophyta, Magnoliopsida, Malpighiales, Salicaceae. The record is from the annotation of a GenBank genome assembly.
AUGGUUAUUGCGGUUCGAUGUGAAGAGAUUGCUGAGGAGAAGCUCAAACAAUUUACUUCUGAUGAUGAUUGGUUGGCACUGAAGGAAGCUGUUGAAGCUGGUCCUGUAUCUGGGAUUGGAGCAACCCUCAGUUCUAUAUUGGAAAUCUUCUGGUCCUAG